CUAAAACAGAGGAAGUGAAAAUGUAAAAAAAAAGUAGCUGUCAUUUAUCGGUGCGAUGUCGGGGAUUUUUUACGACACAUUUUCGAAAAAAUUCGAAUUCUGCUAUAAAUAAAGUGAUAACCGUUCCAUGACAAAAUGGCUAUUUGUUUGCGUACAGUGUCGCAUAAAAUACUGCCUAUAAAUGGGAUCGUAUCUACCAAAAGUCACUAUAACCGCUUGGCGAGAAAAAUCCCGAUGCGGACACAAUUUCUAGAAGAUUUUCUCCACCAACGCCGCAUAUCUAGCUGUCAACUAGCACCAAGAUAUACAUCAGAGAACAACAAAGAUGAUGUCUACAUCCCAGAAAUGUUAGUCCGUCAGUCCAAGCAGAAUUAUCUGGACAACAUAGACUUCACUACAGACACUAGAUACUAUGAGAGGAUUGAGACUCACACACUCGGUCUCACAAGUGAUGAUUACAUUGAGCAGAGACUACCGCAAUACACUUUCGGUGUUCCCUGUACUAACAUCAGUGACAUAGAUUUGACAAAAUACAAUAAUGAGGAAAUAGAACCAACAUGUUUGUCUGAUUUCGAACGCGAUGCCAUCGCAUUCUGUCGAGGCUCAGCUCCGGUAGCUUCCUCCUCGCCCGCUACGCCAACAGAACCUAGCAAGGAUGGCAGGCCCAGUGAAGAGCAGCUCGCUAAAGUGUUCCGAACAUUGUCUGAUAAUAUGCCCAACUUAUUUAUAAAACCAUUAGAUUAUUCGAUCUACAAUCCAAAUCUAGUAUUUAUUAAUAACAUUAGAGGGACAACAACUGUAGGGCUAUUCCAUUAUGUAAAACAAGUGGCCCUGUUGAGGACUGUAGGCCACCUUAAAUUUGCCUAUGUAAAAUUGGAAGUAAUGAAAAUCACAUGCCAUCCGGAAGAUUCCACAAUCAAAAUGCGAUGGCGUAUCCGAGGCAUAUCCGGUCUUAAGGUGUUUUUCAUGUUCUGGAAAUACAAGCUGUGGGACAUGAAACAAGUCUGGAAGGACCAGGAGUUGUGGUAUGAUGGAUUCUCCACAUUCUAUGUGGGGGGUGACGGUCUUAUCCAGAAACAUAUUGUUGAUAAGGUGAUGCCAGAUCAAGACACGAUAAUAGAUGAUGAAGAAAAAGCACCCAUAGCAGCAAAGAUUGCCCUCUUGAUUGGACUGCUGCCGCGAAAUUACCUCUCCGACGUGUCGCCGUACUUUAGCUCGUCCUCUGGCACCGUAGAUGUGACGCCUUUGCCUUUCAAAGUUUUAGAAUAAAAUAAUCCGUCAAGUCGCAUUAGAUCAGUUUUGCACUAAAUGAAUAAUUUAGGUUUGCCAUAGGAAUGAUAAUGUCUGUUUUAAAAUUGCCAAUGUAAAAGAAAUCUUAUUAGAAAUUAGUAUUCAGUUUCAAUUUACAAAAAAAUAUUUGAUUUUAAAGUAGAGUAAAUUAAAAGGAAUAAAAAAUACUAAAGGGUAAGCCUAAUGCCUAUAUUAUCAUUUAGACUUAAUGUACCACUUACCACUAGGUACAGUGGGGUCACUUUGCCCCUAUAAAAAAAUGUAUAAUUCAACAAUGAGGGUAUUUCAAAGUUAUUGCAUUUUGCUUCAACAGUUCUAUGAAGUUGAUAUACCGCUUUGUGAGAAUUUAAAUGUAAUAACAUCGUGAUAUAUUCAUUUAGUGUGAAAUAUAAUAAUAUAUAAAUAAUUUAUUGACUUAUCAUAAUACAUACUUUCCAUCUCUUGGCUAUUAGUAUAAUAAUUGAAUGGCCAUGGACACGAUUUAACUUUUAUUCCGAACGAACAAGCGAAAGGUAAAAGCGUUUUAAUCGAAAGCAUUUUGCCUGUAUAUUAGACUUUUAUGAAUUCAUUUUGUUUUCUUUAUUGAAUGAAAUGUUAUGUUUUAAUCGGCUUGUAGAUCAAUUUGGGCGUCCCCGCCGCGCCGUACCGGAAUUACUUGCAAGCGUGCGUCAGUGAUAUUUUGAUAAACUGUGAAUGCCUUGGAUUAGUCUGUAUAGAUAAUGUAUUGAUUAAAUACAAUAAAGAAUUAUGUGAUAAAGUGUA
This is a messenger RNA of Manduca sexta (tobacco hornworm), 2052 nucleotides long. RefSeq lists its product as uncharacterized. Lineage: Eukaryota; Metazoa; Arthropoda; Insecta; Lepidoptera; Sphingidae. The transcript is spliced from 8 exons. The record is from RefSeq and is a predicted model, not a curated record. The coding region runs from base 136 to 1269 and encodes 377 amino acids.